GGGGUUAUGCUAUGGUCCAAGUACUAUGAUGAUAAGAAUGGAUAUAGUGCUUCCAUAGUGAAAAAUGUAUAAGGAAGUGGGACACCAGCUAGCUGAUGCGGUUUAGCCAUUAGUGUUCCUUUCUUCCAAAUAAAAUUCAACAAGGACUCGAGUCUAAAGAUCUAGACUUGGGGGCAACUGCAGAACGGCUUCUAAAUUCAUCUAUCUACUGGUUAUACCAAAAGCAUGAAAUGGAAAACACAAUGGUGAGUCAAAACCAUUUGGUGAAAUCAAAUGAUAGUUGCGCAAGCAAAGUUGCUGUUGAAUUGGCAGGACUUUUACUCAAGGAGCCAAAGGACUUCGCUGCUAUGCACAAAAAGAGAAGUCCAUCCUGCCAGGCAUCUGAUCCGGGAUCUGGUGGAUCUGCUUCAGUAGAUAUAAUUUUGUUUCGCAUGGAAAUUCUACAAUCAGAGAUUGGAAUAAGUAUCGAGGAGCCUCUGAAGCAGAAGUUUGUAAAACAGAUUUGCUUGCUCUUGGAAUCCAUCCAAUGUCAUCUGGAGGGUGGCUUUUUUGGUGAUUGGAGACUAGAUGAUUACGUGGGAAAAAUCAUAAAGAGCAGGUAUUAUCACACUCUUCCAGAUGUGGUUGAUAGAAUCUAUACAAAAAUGGAUUUGUUGCUGUUUGCUGAGGAUGAAAUCCCCAGCUGCUCAUUCAACAGUGAGGACAGUAACCAGUCCCAGAGGGAAAAGCAAGGGAAAAUCAAGAUAGAUGAAAAUUUGAGAAUAAGGGAACCAAUAUUAGCAAAUGGUGAAUCCGUCCAACUGCAGAAACAUGAUAAGAGAAACCCCCAAGAGACUAGAAGUGAGGAACAUGCCCUUUGGGCUCCAAAGCAGCCAAAGGCAAUGAAACCAAAAUCUGAUCCUUCAAAAAGGCUGUCAAAAAGGAAGGAUAGUGAAGAAGAAAGCUAUGACUCUGUAUGUGAGACCCCAAUGACAGGAAGGAAAAGAUCGUGCCCUAAUGGAAAAGGCAUUGAUGAUGAAGACUGCCAAGACUCUGGGACACUGGCAUACGGUUAUGUCCCCAAGGCUCUAUUUCAAGAUUAUUUGUGAAUAAUUGCAAUCAAAGCAAAAUUUUCUUAAGCUGUUCAAAUGGUGCCAUGAAGACAAUGCUUCUCCAUGAGAAGAUGCAAGCUUAGUAAGAAACUACCUCCCAUUUAUAUGCGAAGGUAACAUCGUAAAUUUAGUUAGAAACUUUUUGAUCUUUAUCAUCAGUCAUGACCCUCAUCCAUCGUUUAGAAUACUGAUUUACCUUGCUGUUCUAAUUUUAUUUAAGGAAAGAACUGAUGCAUUGUUGUGCUACCAUGUCGUAAGCUUAGAUUCAUG
Messenger RNA from Rubroshorea leprosula, 1361 nucleotides. Lineage: Eukaryota; Viridiplantae; Streptophyta; Magnoliopsida; Malvales; Dipterocarpaceae. The record is from the annotation of a GenBank genome assembly.